This is a messenger RNA of Rhododendron vialii, 1641 nucleotides long. RefSeq names its product sulfite exporter TauE/SafE family protein 5-like. NCBI's taxonomy places the organism in Eukaryota, Viridiplantae, Streptophyta, Magnoliopsida, Ericales, Ericaceae. The transcript is spliced from 4 exons. Bases 40 to 1545 code for a protein of 501 amino acids. The record is from RefSeq and is a predicted model, not a curated record. Gene Ontology annotation, biological process: protein ubiquitination. Gene Ontology annotation, cellular component: membrane; Cul4A-RING E3 ubiquitin ligase complex.
ACUGAUCAUCAAACAAAAACUCUCUAGCUCUCCUCUCAAAUGAAGAUUUACACUCCUCUCAAAUGGGUCCUUCUCUAUCUAGCCAUACUGUUAAUCUGUAGCCACUCCCAUGCAAACCUAACACCUUUUAGAACUGAUCAUGAUUAUCACCUCCCAAACAAAACCCAUCAAUUGCGGACCCAACCCACAAAAUCCAAACACACCCAAGUGAAACUAACCCCUCCUGUUGUGAUUUCAGGGGUUCUCUGUUUCCUAGCUGCCUCCAUAUCUAAUGCUGGUGGUAUUGGUGGUGGGGGCUUGUUCAUAACCAUACUGACCCUAGUGGCUCGUUUGGAUCUCAAAACAGCUUCGAGUUUUUCAGCUUUUAUGGUCACAGGGGGGUCAGCUGCAAAUGUUAUGUACCAUAUGAUCUCUGCUAGUCCCAAAAAUGGUGGUAAGAGUUUAAUAGACUAUGAUAUAUGUUUUCUAUCAGAGCCAGUAAUGAUAUUAGGAGUAAGUAUAGGGGUGAUGUGCAAUGUUAUGUUCCCAGAAUGGCUUAUCACCAUACUGUGUUCAACUUUUCUUGCUUGGUCUACAUUUAAGACGUCUAAAUGUGGGGUGGGGAAGUGGAAAUUGGAAACAGAGGAAAGGAAAAAGAAAGGGUGUGGGUUGGUGGGAAUUGGUGGGAAUUGUGGUGAGAAUGGAGUGGAGAUCAACAAAGAGAGUGGUUUGAGCGGAAACGUAGUAGGAUUGGAAAGCAGGUUGGUGGUGGUGGGGCAGGAUGGAAAUUUUGGUGGAAAUGGAUUGGAUAUCAACAAAGAGAGUGGUUUGAGUGGAAAAUUAGUAGAAGGCUGCAAACAAGGGAUUCAAUGGAGGAAAUUGAGAGGGUUGAUGGUGAUCUGGUUCUCCUUCUUUGUUCUGCGUCUUUUUACUGGAAAUCGGUAUGGACAGGGUAUAACAUUAGUAAAGCCUUGUGAAGUGGGAUAUUGGAUUCUCUCAUCAAUGCAAAUUCCACUAGCUUUAUCCUUCACCACUUGGAUUUUGUACAAAAGAGGAAGCCUCCCACAUCAGACCACCAACCACCUGGAAAAAGAAGACCAGACUAGAGGAGGACCAACAAGGGAGCUCAUUUUCCCUGUAAUAGCUUUGUUAGCUGGGGUUCUUGGUGGAGUUUUUGGAAUUGGUGGUGGAAUGCUACUGAGCCCAUUUUUCCUUCAACUUGGAAUAGCACCAGAGGUGGCAGCAGCAACUUGUUCACUCCUGGUGUUGUUCUCAUCGUCCAUGUCAGCGAUUCAGUACUUCCUACUGGGCAUGGAUCAUCAGCACGUAUACGGCGCCCUCACCUUGGCUUUCAUUUGUUUUUCGGCCUCGCUAAUCGGAUUGAUGGUAGUCAAAAAGGCCAUCAAAACAUAUGGUAGGGCCUCUCUCAUUGUGUUCUCAGUUGCAAUUGUUAUAGCCCUGAGUACUGUUCUGAUUACUACCUUUGGAGCUCUGAAUGCUUGGAGAGAGUAUAAAAGUGGGAGGUACAUGGGCUUCAAUCGGUCCUGUCAACAGGGGCGGAGCUAGCUGGUGGGGCAGCGGUGUGACACAAGUUAUCCCUGUUUCACAGUUAGUUUUAUGUUACAGUACUAAUGGAUUAAUGGAUUAGGCACCUACCGUUUU